CGAUGAAGGAUUGAAACCACGCGACCCCUCUCUUUCUCGUUUCCUCCCCUCCAGCCCCACGCCCCUCCCCUGCUUCUCCGCCGCCGCCGCCGCCGCCGCGGAUGAGAUGUGCGCUGGCGCUGGCGCUGCUCGACCUCCUCCCCUACCCCUGGUCGGCUCCUACCCCCUCCAGCACAUCUGGACCGGCGGACAAGGAGGCGCGACAGCAGCGCCGCCAGGAGGUCGGCGGCGAGGGUGUAGCCGGCGAAAAGAGGUACCAGAUCACGAGCACCAACAAGCACCUCAUCAUAGGGCGUGGGAUGGUCGACGGCGACGCCUCGCGGUGGGCCACCUUCGGCGAGCGCAAUGGCGGACUAGUGAGGGAGGCGCAAGAGCUCGUCGUGCUCUGCGAGGCGGAAGUCGACAUCCUCGUCUUUGACAGCGCCGGCAGGCAGUUGGACUACUGCAGCCCCCACACAAGCUACAUGGAAUUAGAUACUGCAAAGAGGAUUUCCGUUGAGGGCCUGGAAAGGUUCAGGGAAGUGAAAUAUUAUCUCAUUCUCAUUAUUGUCGACACGAGUGGGCGCCAUAACCAGAAGGCUGCACUUUUUGAGGAAAUGCGUCAAGUUGCAGAAGCUCGUAGUCUUGCAUUGUUAUUGUUAUCCUCUUUUAUUGAGAUUUUCGCCGACCUUAUGGUUUUUCCACAGAAACGAGACCUGAUGAUAUUUGUGAUGGAUGGCAGCAUUGUUCAUGCUGCUUUUGAUUAGGCAUAAGCAUUCAAACAAAGUGCUUCCGUUGGUGCUGUGAUUGUCAUGAAGUUGUAUGGUCAUGCGAAGCGAGGCGGUGCACUGAGCGUCUUAUGAUAGGAGAAGGCCCUUAAAUUUAGAAGUAUGAUGACAACACUCUGAGGUAGAACAAGGAUGUUGGAAGUGAGGUUGUUACAAAUUCUUUUUUUGAUUCUCUUUUGCUUUAGUGCAUGAAAAAAUUGGGAAGCUAUUUGCUGUUUAAAGCUUAAUAAGUUGCAGCCCUUUUAAAUUAUAUAUAUCUUGGCUUGGAUCUGAUCGUACAGGCUUCUUCCUUUUGACGGUGAGUCUAUCAUGUUGGGUUAUGCUAAGGUCACGUUGCACCGGUGCCGAUUGCCCUGUGCAACUAGCGAUGAAAUUACAAAAUAAUGUUAAGUACCAAGAAAGGUUCGUUUUGUUAGCUCCAAGAAAGAGAUGUUAAGAAUAAUUAAGUUCUCAUCUCCGGCAGAAAACUACAGGAUGGUACAAAAAGAUGGGUGAGAGAAUAUGAGCUUGUUGGUUUGUUAAAUUUGUCCCUCAUGUGGACAAUUCAGCAUCUACAUAAUCUUUGAAGGAAAGGGCCCUCCGUAUCUCUCAUAGGGCUGCACAUGUGAACAAUGCAAGAUGUGUUGGACCAGAUUUUGUCAAAUGGGAACAAUUUUAAUUUCAAUGUAUAUCAACUGCAGCCUCUAAAGGAGCUAAACUGGUAUGAUUUCUUUUUUCCUGAAAUUCUUUCAGAAGGUUUGUUAGGAAAUUUAGUGAGCUUGCUUUUGUGCUCAAGUCUGUGCAACCAGGAAACAAUAGUGUACUAAAAAAAUUGUAUUCAUUCUCAUUGCAGACAAUGUACAACAUGUAGAUUUUUAGAAAGGUAUCCUAAAUUCUUUGAGUACUGGUUCAGAAAGACAGUGGUGCAUAGUUUUAACAUAUAUUCUGUCUAUAGUGCACAUAAUAAGAUAAGAAUAAGAUCAUCCAUCAUAUUUAUUUUUGACACCGCCAUGCUUCAGGAUAUAUAUAUGAUUGUGAUAUAUUUGCUUUGUUUUGUACUCCAAAUUUCUCAGUUGCGAGUUCAUUACCAUGAAAAUCUCGGUGAAUUGUAGAUACAUCAGGAUUUAGAUGGUUGUCCCAAUCUUCUCCUCUCGGACCCAUGCUCCUGGAUACAUGAGUUCUGAUGUUUGGACCUCCCAUUAAAGACUUAGGUGAUGUGUUAAGAAAUGCUUUGUCCACAGACCAUAAAACUGAGGAUGUCACCGAAAAUCUCAAGGUUACUGGUAUUAGCGCCAUGGAUUCAGUUGAAUGAAUAAGUCAAGCUUUCUAGCUGCCUGAUAGCAGAGAUCUAAAAUUUUAUCAAGGUAACGUUCUAAUUUGUGCUAUCGCACCUUUAGGAGGUGGGUGAAACCCGAAGAAUCACGGGAUCAGCACCUAAAUUUUUCUGUUGAAACUGCAAAAUUUUAUCUAAGGGCUGAAUGCCUAAAUGUUGAUAUAUGCAUGCUUGUAAAUUUACAUUGUGAACCAUUUUUAUACUGCUACUUUUCUCCCAGAAUUUGUAUCUCUUUUAUCCAAAGUGUCAUAAGGUGCAUUGCACUUGUAGUUUGUUACGUUUGCAUCUGCCAUUGCUUUCAUAUAGUAUAUAUUUUCGCUCUGAUCCGAAGCAUAGCAUCACUUGCAUGCACCUGUACGACACAUAUCGCAUAAAACUAACGAGAAGGGGCGCGUUCCUACCUGGCACCGCCUAGCUAGCUCUCAAGAGGCCCACAAUGGAGGGCGGUGCAUCUGAACCUCUGGUUUAUGCGCUCCGCUAUUGUGGCACCCAGGCAAGACGAAGAGGACCUACAGUGCCGGGUCCACGCAGCAACCUCUUCCUCGCGGCGGCCAGCUGGUCAACACUUCGCGUCACCGACUGGCAAGGCGUGGGCUGGCAGCCGGCGCCGGUGCUGUCUCCAGUGUCCGAUUCGCGCUAACAACAUCAUAGUUUCCUCCCGCGACUCUGUGAGAUGUCUCACCCCAUUGUUAUCUCUGGCUCCUGGCUUCCAAAUUUGAUGCAUUUAUUUGAGGUGAAAUUAGGGUAGUUUAUCUUUACAGAGGAGAGGCCUAACAGGCUUUCGUGUGGAAUUUUGUUCUGCAGGGGCUGCGGGUGUACGAUGCAGACAAAUCAUUACUCUACUGGAGGUGGAUUCUGAAGCAGCACUGCUAGUUCAAGGAUGAGUUUGUGGUACUCGCUGGCAGUUCAGAGGGAUCUAUAAUAAGGUAUCAAUAAAAUUAGUUGCAACACUCCACGAAAUUCACGUUCUUAAGCAUCACCGAAACAGAAACAGAAACAGAAACAUCUAUAGUUUUGUGGUGCCUAGGCUUUUACUAUUGGAAGCAGGGUACUCCAUGUGGUUCUUUUCCCCCAUCUAUGCUUUAUUGAUCUAUAUAAUGGUGUUGGUUCUCCAUUUCCCAAGCUGGUGCUUUUCCCUGCAUCAUUCCUACAGUCACCACUUCUAUCAUGGAAAUGAUUUGUAUUUCAAGAUCAUAUGCCAGUUUGCCCUUAAGAACAAUUAUCCUUUGCUUUUGUACAGGGAAUGUUUAGAUUAUGUCAAGAGGGUUGAUAAACAGGCGGGAACAGAUUUGCAUCUAUGCCCACUCCAAGCAAGUAGUUCUAAUUAGCCUUCAUCAGGUGUUUAUGUUUUCAAAGUAAAAACAUCAGAACAUCUAUUCAAGUUGGGGUUCCUACUUGAUUUAGUUGAGUCUUUU
Molecule: messenger RNA, 3494 nt
Organism: Triticum dicoccoides
Lineage: Eukaryota; Viridiplantae; Streptophyta; Magnoliopsida; Poales; Poaceae
Exons: 3
Coding region: 102-746 (214 amino acids)
Biological process (GO): SRP-dependent cotranslational protein targeting to membrane; SRP-dependent cotranslational protein targeting to membrane, translocation
Cellular component (GO): cytosol; signal recognition particle, endoplasmic reticulum targeting
Molecular function (GO): protein dimerization activity; GTPase activity; 7S RNA binding
Source: RefSeq, a predicted model, not a curated record